AUGGAGCUAAAGAGAAUUCUCGAGAAGAUAGUGAAUAGCUCAAGAACUGAUUGGUCACGAAAACAUGACGAUGCAUUAUGGGCAUGCAGAACUGCCUACAAAACACCAAUAGGCAUGUCACCAUAUUGCCUUGUAUUUGGAAAAGCUUGUCACCUUUCAGUGGAAUUAGAGCAUCGAGCAUAUUGGACAAUAAAGCGGUUAGACAUAGACCUGACAACAGCUAGAGAUAAGAGAAUGCUACAGUUGAAUGAGUUGGAUGAAUUUCAGAUGGAUGCCUAUGAGAAUGCAAAGCUGUAUAAGGAGAGGACAAAAAAAUUGCAUGAUAAAUACAUCCAGCAGCGUGAGUUCACUCCAGGUCAAAAAGUAUUGUUGUUCAAUUCUAGGUUGAAACUUUUUCCUGUGAAAUUGCGUUCUAAAUGGUCUGGUUCAUUCACAGUUGUUCAAGUCUUUCCAAAAGGGGCAACUGAAAUGACUAACGGGACAAAAGAAACCUUCAAAGUAAAUGGACAACGAUUGAAAGUAUAUUGGGAUAGUGACUUUGAUAAUGAGAAGUUACUUACCCAACUUCACGACCCAAAAUGA
This is a messenger RNA of Olea europaea var. sylvestris, 582 nucleotides long. RefSeq lists its product as uncharacterized. The transcript has a single exon. NCBI's taxonomy places the organism in Eukaryota, Viridiplantae, Streptophyta, Magnoliopsida, Lamiales, Oleaceae. Gene Ontology annotation, molecular function: nucleic acid binding. The coding region runs from base 1 to 582 and encodes 193 amino acids. The record is from RefSeq and is a predicted model, not a curated record.